Brettanomyces bruxellensis is the source of this 1812-nucleotide messenger RNA. RefSeq lists its product as uncharacterized. Gene Ontology annotation, molecular function: protein binding. Bases 1 to 1812 code for a protein of 603 amino acids. Gene Ontology annotation, cellular component: nucleolus. NCBI's taxonomy places the organism in Eukaryota, Fungi, Ascomycota, Pichiomycetes, Pichiales, Pichiaceae. Gene Ontology annotation, biological process: maturation of SSU-rRNA from tricistronic rRNA transcript (SSU-rRNA, 5.8S rRNA, LSU-rRNA). The transcript has a single exon. The record is from RefSeq and is a predicted model, not a curated record.
AUGCGAGGCGUUGUGAUACGAAGCGUUAAUGAUACAAAAGGGUGGUUGGUUGCCACUUUAAUAAAGGGUCAUGGAAGAAAUGAGGUCCAGAUUUUAACUACCAAAGAAGACUUGAAAAAGUUGGAAAAUAAACUAGAAUUUCAGCAGGAUGAACACAUUUUAUACCUGAGAUGGAUCCAGAGAUCCAAGAGUGUAGAUCAGAAGGUGCGCAAGAGAAAGUCAAACGACAAGCCGGAUGGUAUAAGCAAAAUGAAUUUUGACUAUCUGGCGGUUCUUCUGGCAACAGGUGAAAUUUUGGUUUACUCACCUGAUUCAAAGGAAUUUGUCACAAAAAUGUCGAAUGAGUCUCCACUUUCAUGUAUUUGCUAUGGUGGUGCAUCUUCCAUUAUUCUUGGGUAUGCACCAAGUGAAUCAGAAAUUAAGAAGUACAAUAUUUUAGAUAGUCGGCCAUUGGAAACAUACCAUGCUAAGAUCGGUAAGGAUAUCCAUCUAAUGCAAUUACUGAAUGAUGGGUUGAUUGCCUUUGCUUCAGAGAAUUUGAUCGUUUAUAACGAUGAAGAUCGUGAAAUAAACUACACAAUCGAAGCUCCAAGAACACAUAGAAACCAGAUUCUCCAAAUACUAAAAUCUCGCUUGAACGGCAACCUAAUGGCAAUAUCCAGAGAAAUGGAUCCUACCAUAAACAUUAUUUCACUUGAGGAGCAGAAAAUCAUGGCUACUUUGAGAUGUAAAGGUCACGUUCUUUCCCUGGUGGCGAUAAGGUCAAAGAAGACAAAGGAAGAGAUCCUUGUUGCAGUUACAGAUAAGGGAAGAAUCGAGAUGUUUAGAGAUGCCUUCAACGAAAAUGGCCGGCGUCAAAAGGCCUGCGAUGCUGUUUUACAGACAGACAAACAGUUGGAGUUGAAUGGUAUUAUAUGCACCGAUGGAAAGCUCAGCGUUUCUUACUUUGAUGGAUAUCAGAUGAAGCUAUCUCCUCUCACCAUUUCUGAUCCUGGUGUGCUUAGUGGUAUCAUGACGAUUAAAUUGGGAGAAUCAAGAGAAGAAAGCCAAGCAAUUGUCAUUGAUUUAGACAGGGAAGAAACGGCAGAGAGUGCAAAAGAGAGUGCUCCUAGUGCGGUUAAAAGUUCUGCUUCAGCUAAAAAUGAAAAAGCUGCCAAGCGGUCUUCUUCUGAUGCUGAUGGGCUCAAUACAGAAGUUUUGCCAUCUCUGGAUGAUCCCCAAGAGUUAUACGAGGCUCUUGUGAAGAAUAUGGAAAGUAGAAAGACUUUAAAAAGUUUGUUGCUACAGAACGAGAAGUUAACAAAGCAGUCUUUGUACCUUCUUUUGGAUGAAGAAGCUAACACUUUGUUUCAGCAGCUAACAGUGCUUAUAUGUGAGAACUCUAAUGGAAGCGAAAAGCUCAUAGAGGUGGUUGGUUUGCUUCUAAUCCUCAAGGGCUCGUAUAUAGUGAAAGAUUAUGAUUCCGUGGAACUUUUGAAGUUAUUACGGUCUUCGUUGGUUAGUAAUUUGAAGUUGCUGCCAUCUCUUUUGGGACUUCAGGGAAGAUUGUCUCUUUUAAACUCUCAACUUAAGCUUAGAUCAGAAAUGGCACUACAAAGUGAUAGCCAGGGGAAAGAUACUCAAGAGGAUGAAAGCGAGGAGCCUAGAGCUGAUUCUCUAAAUACUUUGAUAAAUCAUGCAGUUAUUGUUGAUGGUGAACGUCAUGAGUUUGGGGAUUCUGCGAAGAAUAAUGAAGCAUCUGAAUAUAUAGAAGAAGAAGGUGAGCCAGAUCUUGCAGAUCUUACACUUCAGUCCUCUCCUACAAAAGCUUAG